This is a messenger RNA of Cokeromyces recurvatus, 989 nucleotides long. RefSeq names its product SYF2 splicing factor-domain-containing protein. The coding region runs from base 45 to 944 and encodes 299 amino acids. The record is from RefSeq and is a predicted model, not a curated record. The transcript is spliced from 4 exons. Gene Ontology annotation, cellular component: Prp19 complex; catalytic step 2 spliceosome; post-mRNA release spliceosomal complex. Lineage: Eukaryota; Fungi; Mucoromycota; Mucoromycetes; Mucorales; Mucoraceae.
UUUUUUUUUUUGUUAACCUUUAUUUUUGAAUCAUUAACAAAACAAUGCCUCCUAAGAAGAGAACAAUAAAAAAAUCAACCAAGGAAGAAAAGCCUGAGCAGGACAAAAUAGUUCUUCAAGAAGAAUCUUCAAAGCUAAUUUCCGAAUCAAGCUCAACAAAACGUAAACAUGAUGCUGAAGAAGAAGAAGAAGAAGAAAAAGAUCAAAAAUCAGUAAAUGAAAAUAAAGAGGAAAACCAAUCAUCAACUGGUUCUACACUUUCUGAUCGAAUGGCUAAAUUAAGGGAGCUCAAAAGACGCAGAGCAACUGAAAUCGAACAAGGAAAUCGUCGUGAUCGUAAUCUCGAAUUUCAACGUAGUAAAGAAAAUCCUAAAUUACAAGCUAAAGAUGAACGGAAAAGAGCAGAAGCUUUAAAGUUAUUAGAAAAGCAAGAGGCAGAAGAUAAAGGAGAAGAUUAUGAACGUAAGCAGUUCUGGAAAUAUUCUGCUGAAUCAGUUGAAGCAUGGGAAAGGAAAAUGGCCAAGAAAGCGAAAAAGGCAAAUACAGGCUUUGCUGAUCAUACACAAGCUGCACAUAAAAAAUAUAUUAAUCUGAUGUCUGAUUUCAAACCAGAUAUGAAUGCUUAUAAUGAAAAGAAACUUCAGACAAUUGAGCGUGCUAUUCGUAAUGGUGAAGAUCCCUCAGAUGUUGUAGUCAUGGCUAACUCUUUGGAUUAUGCAAGUUUAGACGAUAAACCUUCAAAGCAAGCAAUAAAUAAAUUAGCAGAAGAAACCAAGAAACAAAUUGAGAAACGUGAAACUAGAUCUCGUGAACGUAAAGAACCCACUGACGACAUUUCAUGGAUUAACGAAAAGAAUCGUGUAUUCAAUCAAAAAAUUGCAAGAUUUUAUGAUAAAUAUACAAAAGAAAUUCGUGAUAAUCUUGAAAGAGGCACUGCUUUGUAGAUAUUAAGUAAAAAAAAAAAAAUAAUAAUAAUAAUAAUAAAAAAA